Penicillium subrubescens is the source of this 312-nucleotide messenger RNA. RefSeq lists its product as uncharacterized. The transcript has a single exon. The coding region runs from base 1 to 312 and encodes 103 amino acids. NCBI's taxonomy places the organism in Eukaryota, Fungi, Ascomycota, Eurotiomycetes, Eurotiales, Aspergillaceae. The record is from RefSeq and is a predicted model, not a curated record.
AUGUGCAUCGAUAUGCCGGCUUGCCGCUCCCACGACAGCCGUAUGCACCGGGAUCCUGAAGCCGCUGGCGAUGAUGGAGGCGUCGCUGUUCCUGUCCCUUGCAUUCCACAAGGCACGCCUGGCCUCAAUAUCGAGGUACUGAAACCGCGCCAUCGCCUUGCCGGUUUGCAGUGUUCCUUGUGGUUGAAGGGAGUCCACGGACGCCUGUUAGGUCUGCGAUUCGGAUCGUUGUAUGUGUCCGCCCCCAAGAAUAAGAUAGGGCUGAUGGCCAAGGAACCCCUUCCCCAGAUAUCCCUUGGUGCUUUUCAUUAA